GCCCCCGCCAGGAGCCCGGAUGAAGAGUAACGCCAUUACCGCCGGGGCGGCCGAGCGCACUUGCGGAAGGAGCCUGGACGCCGGACCGGCCGCGCCAUGAGGUCCCUCCCCCGCCUGCUGCUGCUUCUCCUGCUCGUAUUCCCCGCCACCCUCCUGCUCCGAGGCGGCCCCGGGGGCUCCUUAGCAGUGGCUCAGGACCUUACAGAAGAUGAAGAAACAGUGGAAGAUUCUAUAAUUGAAGAUGAAGAUGAUGAAGCAGAGGUGGAAGAGGAUGAACCCACCGACUUGGCUGAAGAUAAAGAGGAAGAAGAUGUAUCUGGUGAACCUGAAGCUUCACCCAGUGCAGAUACCACCAUCCUGUUUGUGAAGGGAGAAGACUUUCCGGCAAAUAACAUUGUCAAGUUCCUGGUGGGCUUCACGAAUAAGGGUACAGAAGACUUCAUCGUUGAAUCUCUGGACGCCUCCUUCCGUUAUCCUCAAGACUACCAGUUUUACAUCCAGAACUUCACGGCGCUUCCCCUGAACACUGUCGUGCCGCCGCAGAGACAGGCCACCUUUGAGUACUCCUUCAUCCCUGCGGAGCCCAUGGGCGGGCGGCCCUUUGGUCUGGUCAUCAACCUCAACUACAAAGAUCUGAACGGCAAUGUUUUCCAAGAUGCUGUCUUCAAUCAAACGGUUACAAUUAUCGAGAGAGAGGAUGGGUUAGAUGGAGAAACAAUCUUCAUGUAUAUGUUCCUUGCUGGUCUUGGGCUCUUGCUUGUUGUUGGCCUUCAUCAACUCCUAGAAUCCAGGAAGCGCAAGAGGCCCAUCCAGAAGGUGGAGACAGGCACGUCCAGUCAGAAUGAUGUCGACAUGAGUUGGAUUCCUCAGGAAACUUUGAAUCAGAUCAAUAAAGCUUCACCAAGAAGGUUGCCCAGGAAACGGGCACAGAAGAGAUCCGUGGGAUCUGAUGAGUAAAUGUUCUUUGUGCAACAAUUUGGUCUGUACUUAACCUGCCCUAAUGUGUUUCGGCCUGAUGGGAAUUAGUGCAGAGAAGCCAUAUCACCAUAGACGGCAACUACUACUUAUGUGUGGACUGAGCAAUCAGAGUCUGUGGCGAUAAUAUUGUGGAAAAUGCACUGCAUUUUUAUUUUUCUAAAGUAACAAAUCUGGUUUUUUUUAAACCAUUAAACUGUGUGUGUGCGUGUGCAUGUGUGUGAGCAGCCGGUCUCGCAGCGCCCCGUUGGGUGGCCCGGAGCGCGCCUUGAGAAUGCUGAGCACCAUGCUCUGGUCUCUGGUUCUUCGGAUGUUUCCCGACCGUCUCCCCCCAGACCCCCUGGUUGUCCAGUAUGAUGGCAGGUGUCCUCCCAGACUGGCUCAAAGAAAACAGUGCUUCUUCCUUAGAAUAGCUCAAAUCCCAACGGCGGGCACAAUUAGCAUGUUGCUGCUGUUUUACAACCAGUGUCUAAAGGCACAGACAGGAAUAGCUGCUUUUUAGCAAUGGAAUUGUCUGGGUGUUUGCUGCUGUUGCUAGAAUACGCACCUUCGGAAGACUUCCCCCUGAGUUCCAGGAACUUGACAGUUCCAGUUUGGGUAUGUAAAACCGACCCCGCGCUCUCUGAAAAAAAAUGGUACAUUUGUAGACUCUUGAGUUGUUGUCCAUUGUUCUUUCGGACCCGAGGGAUAGCUCCAGAGUGACUGUAAGACCAGCCUGGUUUUCUAAGAGAUCAUGUUUCUCCUUCAGAGAAGCAUCUUGCUUAAGAAGAGGUGCCUUGGGGUCUACAGACUAAGCACAAUUCCAGCAAGGCCUGAUCUGUUAAAGAGUUGGGUCAUUUCUGGUGGUUAACUCAUUGUUUUUUAUCUGACCUUUUGGGUUUUGGGGUUGUUGAUUUUUGGUGGUGUUAACCUGAAAGAUUCCGAAAUUUUAAGCACUGAAGGUCUCAGAACCGAACCGAACUGGACUUCCUCACUCUGCUCUUGGUGACCCUUGCCCUAGGCGGCGCGUUAGGUUGGCCUCGUUGUCAGACUGCAUAAGUCGUGGAGUAAACGACACGAACAAAUGAGAGGCUUUCUCCCUCUGUCCUUAAGCCAUAGUCUCUCACGUGUGCUCUGUAAGGAAAUGAUGGUAAAUGAACUUUCAGUGGCUACUCAGUUCCUGGCCUGUCUUCAUCGUGAUGACCUGCCCCCACUUUGUUAUAAUCCCCACCUGCACCCGCGCCCACACACACACACACACAAACAGAACACACAAGUGAAACAUCUUUCCAGGUUGUUCUCAGUAUUUAAACAUCAGAGCCAAAGCCAAUGACAAUAAAGCAGAAGUUAUUGUAUAGCUGUUAACCGCUUUGCAAGUAGGGGCUGAGGUGUUAAAUGAACUCUCUUGGCAGUGCUGAGCUAUAAACUUUCUAUACUUGUAAAGUCUUUGAGUUUUUAAUUGGGCUGUAUGAUCAGUCGUUUAUUGUGGAAAAGCUCUGUGAGCUCCAAGGACCAGCCUGGUUUUUGCUUGAUGUACUCUCAGACCCCCACCUUUUCAAGGAAUCUCUCUCCAAACAUUUCUGUGAGUGUCCAGGUUCGUGAAGGUACUAGGGUGUGAUGGAGCGAGGUGGGGUUCGGCACAUUCACCCGACCUCUGCAGAGUGUCACGGGCUCUGUGGCGAGGCCAUGCCAAGUGAGGGCACCAGCCUUCCUGCUGUUGAGCCACCUGCCUUCUGCAGGGGCCCUUCCUUUUCGGGGGGUGGGGGGGUGACGUUAGCACCUCGGCGGUUAUGUGUCAUGUUGUGUUUUUUUAGCAGAGAUUGGGGACACUUGAGAACUCUUUAAUUCCUCAGCUCUCAGGGCCUCUGUGCUCUCAGUGUUCCCAGAAACUCCAUAAUGAAUGGAAUUCACUUCCACACAUGGUUUGUUCAAGCACACUUAAUAGGUAGCCUGUUUUUUAAAUGUUUUAAAAUGUAAAUAUUUGGAUGAUGUU
Molecule: messenger RNA, 2947 nt
Organism: Phacochoerus africanus (Common warthog)
Lineage: Eukaryota; Metazoa; Chordata; Mammalia; Artiodactyla; Suidae
Gene: SSR1
Product: signal sequence receptor subunit 1
Exons: 8
Coding region: 97-957 (286 amino acids)
Cellular component (GO): endoplasmic reticulum; endoplasmic reticulum membrane
Source: RefSeq, a predicted model, not a curated record